AGCGGAAGACUCAGAUAAUCUGAGCGGAGCGAGAACCAAGUGUCACUUUUUUCUCAGUCUUUCAUUGACGUUGGACCAAAAUAUACCCGGCCUCCCAAUCCCAAUUGGAAUAUACUGAGAAUAGGAUUACUUACUAGUUAUGAGGACAAAGCGCAGUAAUGUCUGGAACAUCGACCUCUGAACGCUCCAACUCCGAAGACAGCCCAUCUAAUCCCUGCCUGACGGAGGUGCUCAGGACCUGUGCAAACAUCCAGUCGCUGGAGAGCUUGAACUACGAAUAUAACGACGUUUUUCUGAGCGGUCCCAACAACGGUCGCAAGAUGCUCUCGCCGAAUCCGUACUCCUUCAUCUCAACCAGCAGCUGUCCCAGUGAGGAUGUGUCAUUCACGGAGAGUAUUUUGGAGGACAACGGUCGUAUUUCGCUGGCCUAUGAGAAUUUGAAGACAAUUCCCAAGCGACUGGCCGACAAAUUCGCAACACAGACCCGGUAUCUAGACCUGAGCCACAACGAUUUUCGUAAUCUGCGGUUUUUAUCGUUCUUCGAGGACCUAGACACUUUGAUUUUGGACCGCAAUGUUAACCUGGAUAUAAACACUUUUCCUUAUCUGCCAAGCCUAAGGAUUUUGUGGAUCAAUAACUGCGACAUCGCGAACAUAACAGACUGGAUUCACCGCAUUGAACGCCAGUGUCCCGCGCUAGAUCAGCUCUCCUGCAUGGGCAAUCCUGGCAUCCGCACCGUUUUUGGGGGACAAGGACCCCGCGAGUAUAUCCUGCAGGUGCUCCCCCAACUGAAAUACCUCGAUGGACUCCAGGUUUGCCCCAGCAGCGGGAAUGGAGGUCACACGGCGCUCUCCUCCUCGCAAGGACAUGGUCGGGAUUCCACCAGCAACUCGGAGAAGCCACAAGCCGCACCUGCACUCACAUUCAAGGACUUCUUCCGGUCAAAACAUUCGAGGAAAUCCCACAGUGGACGGACCUACGUCAACGGCUCCUCGACAAAUUGAAGUGCUUCGCCGAAGUGAGGGAGGGGUAUUCCACUGAUUGCAUUCUGUCCCAUUGUUGGACUAUUUUUAACCGUCCGCUGGAUUAUCAGCGCUGCCCUCGGAUGCCCUGCAGUCGUCGAUUGCACCUACAGAACGAUGCAAAUAAAUAUGCCUAUGAUAAUUGCCUUGCACAUACGUAUAUCAAUAUGCAAUUGUGUGGCGAUGGACACGCACCAGCCUAGUGAGAAUUAAUCUAGUGCAUUAAAGCAAUUUUUAUAAAAAUGCAAGUCAAUGGACUCUAUGAAUAGUCAAGUAAACAGGUCGUAUAUGUAUAAUGAGCCCCAUUUUCAGAAUAAAUGUUCAUUUUAACAGCAU
Drosophila rhopaloa is the source of this 1358-nucleotide messenger RNA. RefSeq lists its product as uncharacterized. NCBI's taxonomy places the organism in Eukaryota, Metazoa, Arthropoda, Insecta, Diptera, Drosophilidae. The record is from RefSeq and is a predicted model, not a curated record. The transcript is spliced from 3 exons. Bases 159 to 1004 code for a protein of 281 amino acids.